ACUGGGGUGGCCACUGUUUUAGUGUUUUUCUUCGGAUUGUUUUAUGAUUUCUGUAUCUUCUUGUGUUUAAGAACGUAAUUGUGUUCUGGUUUAAUACUCAUGUGUUUUUAAUUAAAAAUCGCGUUAAUUUCGUUGAAAUCGGUGCUUUUAUGCAAUACUAAGUGAUGAAUUACAAUUAGUGCGCGUUAAUUUUGGGUGCUUUGCUCGAAAAACCGUUCAAAUGUUGCGUUUGUUGGUGUUUCCCGUGCUUCUCGUUCACAUUUGUAUUUGUUCGGAAACUGGAAAUUCUGUCUACUAUACGGAUGGAGUUCCAAAAUUGAACGUUGGUAAUUUAGAAAGCGGUUACCACGGAUUAGUGAAAGAAAAUGAAACUCUGGUGGAGGUUACUCCUCCUAUCAGAGCCACAGGUGCUGAUAUUUGCAGCUUCAAGAUAAUAAACAAGCAUCAUACGGAUGCUCCAUUCGAGAUAAUACUGAGAAAGAAUGGCGAAGCGGAGCUGCGAGCGCGGAAAGCAUUGAAUUGCGAAAAGAAGAAAAAUUACAAGUUCGAUAUUGUAGCGGUAGCUUGUUCGGGCGAACCUUCAGAAAAUGCUACCGUACAUAUUACCAUCGUCGACAUUAACGAAUACGCUCCGGCCUUUCUGGAACCGUCGUACGUACGUACGGUGGACGAGGGACGACUGUACGAAGAAAUUGUGCGAGUUGAAGCUACCGAUCGUGACUGCACGCCCAAAUUUGGCGACAUUUGUAAAUACGAAAUCUUGACCACAGACCAGCCGUUCGUUAUCGACAAUGAAGGAAGUAUUCGUAAUACGGAACCGUUGGACUAUGAAAGAAGCCAUAAUCAUAUUUUAUCGGUGGUGGCGUACGAUUGCGGAAUGAAACAAUCGGUGCCGGUCAUGGUGACCAUUAAGGUGAACAGAAUUUGUAAACUCGGCUGGAAAGGAGUUCCCGAAAGAGUUGAUUACGCUCCGCUUUCCGGUAUGGAAACGUUGUUUCCAACAGCGCAAUUGAAAUUAUGCGAUGUGCCGUGUAACAUAAAUAAAGUGUACUCCAGAUUAACGCUGAGUACUUCGCAUAUUGGAAAAGGAUGCGAUCGAGAUACCUAUUCUGUUCAAAGUCAGCGGAAAAUUUGCGGCGCCAGCAGCGAAAGCGUAGAUUUAUUACCAACACCGGGUGUAUCCGGUUCAGAAUGGACGAAAACUUUGGCUACAGACGAAGGCCACGAAUCAGACCAAAUGUUCGAAUUCGACGGCGCGAACGCAGCUGUGGCUAUACCGAACGAUCUGCUCAAUCACAGUCUAUCUUCGACCUUUACCAUUGGAACUUGGAUGAAACACAAACCGCAACCUAACCAGGAUAAAUACGUCAAAGAACAUAUCUUGUGUUCAGCCGACGAUCAUAAAAUGAACAGGCAUCAUUAUGCGUGGUUCGUACGCAAUUGCAGAUUGAUAUUGUUAUUGAGACGAGAUUUCAGUCAAGGAGAUCUUAAUAUAUUCAGACCGGCUGAAUGGAGAUGGAAAAUACCGCAGGUUUGCGAUAACGAAUGGCAUCAUUACGCCGUAUCCGUCCAAUUUCCCAAUGUCCAGCUGUACAUCGACGGUAUUCUGUUCAGAGCUCAGAAGAAAAAUCCAGAAGUUAUCGACGAUUGGCCUCUGCACCCUACGCCAGAUAUAAAUACCACUUUGACCGUAGGCGCUUGCUGGCAAGGAUCUGAGAAUAAAAUGAAACAUCAUUUCCGAGGCUACUUAGCCGGAUUAUCGGUCCUGCUGCAUAAAACGGAGAAACCAGAAGUCCUGGCGUGUCUGCACAAGUGCAAAGAGAGUUUGGAAGUUCCAGCUAUGGAUUACUUGAAACCAGGCAUGGAGCUAUUGAGUAGCAACGAUUUGACCGAGAUCACCAUCGAAGGAGAUAACAAAACGAAUAUGGAAACGCUGGUGAAAAACAUCGGUUACUCGAAUAGUCGCGAGUUUCCAACACCCGGACGUAGAAAUUUACAUUUGACUACGUCUAUUUCAUGCGAUAACGGACACUCGGUGAAGAUUCCGGCGGUUGAAAGUUACGUCAUGGUUUUACAACCUCAGCAACCCAGUAUUACGAUUAAUGGUAGCAGUAACGUGGCUAGAGAAUACCAUCAUUUCCGCGCCGGUGUUCGAAUCUUCCCAGAUUUGAAAAUCAGCGUCGAUCACGACGAUAAACAACGUAAAGAUAAUGCACUCAAUGUACCUGAACCGAGACUAGACUCGUGUAUAGUCUCUAUUUACCCGUCACUUAAUCCGGAUCACGAAGGAUUAACUUUACCCGAAGGAAGAAUGCAACAAUUCGGUAUUUUGGCUAAAAUAAGCAAAGACGGAGCGUCGAUUACCGGCUCAGAAUUGAUUCGCAAUUACGAACUGGUGCUCAGAGAAAUAGAAUACACUAAUCAAAAACCAGCUUAUUACCUUAACAGAGUAUUCAAAUUAAUAUGUUCGGAACUGAACGGACGGUUCUUGAGUAACGAAUAUAUUCAAACUCUGACCGUAAUCCAUUCGAGGGUUGCAAAUACACCAUCGCCGAUAUCAGCUGCGAAUGUGGACAGCAUUGUGGCCGAACUAAGUCGACAUUUCCCUCCACAACCAGCGCAUAAUCUGUUGAAUCAGCAUCACGUCGAAUCGCAACCGGCUCGUACAGUGAUCGGACAUUAUCUAGACAACACGGUGACCGACCAAACGCAAGCCAUCUUAUCGGGAGGAGGUCACGCCGUUGCGGUUAUAAUAGUCGUAUGCAUCGGUUUCCUUAUGCUUAUGAUCGCCUUGGGCGUGAUUCGUAUUCGAGCUGCGCACAGUAGAGCGGCCCAAGAAGAGAUACAAGAAACCGAAAUGGCUUGGGACGACUCAGCUUUAAAUAUAACCGUUAAUCCUAUGGAACAAUUAGAAUGCGGCAGCAUAAAGACGAACGCUAACGCCGGAUCGCAAGUUCACGACGACGACGAUUCGUCCGACGAUAACAUCAGUUACGAGUACGAAUCAUCGGACGACGACGACGACGACAACGGUCACGUCGCCUCGAACAAAGUUCGCGAUUUAGAAUGGGACGAUACAUUGGCCGUGUAAAUGUUCGUAUGUGUGUGUUCGUUGGCGCGCGAAAAAUCAUCAUUUUUUUUCUAAAUAAAAAAAACAAAAAAAAAUAUAAUUCUCAAGAUCAACAUCAACAUCAAAUUUUAACGUAUUGCAUGUCACAAUUAUUAUUAUUGUUUGUUUUUUUUCUACGUACUCUUUUAUUUUAUUUCAUUUUUUUUUUCGUUUGUUUGUUUUUUUUGGUUUCGAGUAGCAUUUUGCUACCAAUUAUUAAAGAAGCACUCGUGUACGACGAUUUUAGAAUCAAAAUUUCCUCAAAUUUUAGAGCACAAAAGUACCUACCUACGUAAGCGAAGACGGGUGUUUUUAAAAAAAAAGAAAACCUCUUCACAUUCUCAUGUACUAUAAUAAUAAUUUCCUACUACGUAAAAAUAACAACUGAAUUUCGCUGCAUUUUAUUUAACGAGACAAACCAUACCGUGUAUUUUAGUUUCUUUUUUUUUUCUUCUUUUGUACGCGUCACAUCUUCUAUUUAUGCGUUAAUUAUUAUUGUUAUUACCUUUUUCCUUUUCCUUUUCUUUUUCCUUUUUUUUUUUUUUUUUUUUUUCUAUGAAUUGAUUUUCAUCAAAUGUUAAUCCGUGCUUCGUUUUAAAACACUUUUUAAAUACUUAAAAUUUAAGAUGUAUUUUUAAAGUGAUACCAGUAUUAGAUUUAAAAUUUAAAAAAAAAAAAUUUACCUACCAAAUCAACGAAUUAAUAGGGGUAUUUUUUAGCAUUUAUUCGUGUUGCCAUAUAUGUAUAAUUAUGUAUUAUAUAUAUGUACGAGAAUAUUGUAAUUUGUUGCCCGGUGUGUAGGUAAAUAGGUGACCAACCUAUCUACGUGUUUAGGUUCACGUCUUCAUCAUCGUUUUGCGUCCUUUUAUUUACCCUUCUUUUUUCUUUUUUGUAUUUGAAAUGUGUGGUUUUUUUACUCGAAAAAAGUACUCCCCCUGCCCGGUUUUUUUUGUUUUUGUUUUCAUUUUUUUUUUUUUUUUUGAGAAAGAAGCUGCACACUGGUGUAUUAUUUUUGUUUUCGUAUAUAGAGAUAUUUGUGUGUUAUUUUGUAAGGGUAUAUUUUAAACAAAUUUAGGCAUUCAGAAGCGCUACGUACGCUGUAAUAUUGGUAAUGUGUACAUACUACAUGCAGUAUUUUACCUCUACACUAACAUUGUAAUAUGAAAAAGAUACGACAGAGUGUAAGUUAUACAUAAAAACAUAAUUUAUCAUAUCAGUUUUAUCUUUACUGUAUUAUACCCCCGGUAAUGUGUGGUCGAUUUUGAAACAUACCUUUUUAGAAUGUGAUCUGUAUCAGUAUUAGUUAAGAAUUUUCACAUCUUAGAUAUCGUAAUAUUCUCUUGUUCAGGCUGAAACCAUUUUUUUGUUUUUUUUUAACGCUUUCACUUCAUCAUCUUUCGUGAUUUAUCAUUUUAUGAUUUUAUAAAACUCAAUUUUAGACCAUCUUAAUGUAACCUAAUACGAGUUGUUUUUGGAUUUAAAAAUUGAGUGGAAAAAAUGCAAUAGUUGAAAAAAAAACGGCAGCUUGUUAAAUUACACGUAAAUACUCGUUUUCGUUAAUCAUUUUGAAAUUUGAUUUUUAUAACAAAAAAAAAAUACUUAUUGUAAUUACAUUUUAAGUUUACUGUACGUCCAUUUGUAUUUUUGUUUACGUAAAAUACUCGGAUAUGUGGCGACGAUCGAUCGUUGGUUUUCAGGAGGGCAGCUUUUGAGUGAAAAUGAAGGCGUUUAAACUUAUAGUAUUAUUCAUUCCGAGUAUUUUAUUUUUUAACUGUUAAUUUCUUGUUCUAAUAAUUGUGAAGUUAUGAUAAUUUGUAAUAAGAUUAUUACGUAAGGGUUUUACAUUACUUAAGCGAACGCAGAAAACCAUUUUUAACCCUGUUUCCUCCAAUAAUAUGUAUGAUUGAGUAGAGUACUAAAAAUUAAUUGUUCUAUAGCGCACUACUCCGUACUCGUAGCGCAGUCGUGUUUUUAUUACUUUUUCAAACCUGUUGAACAACUCGCGAAUAUCGAUUUUAUUUUUCACCUCGGUAAUAAGUAAAAUUAUGACGAUGAGUUUUGAGAAUUAAAAAUGGGUCUUUUUUUCACUCUCGAAUGUAAAAUUUUUCGACUCGAGUGUGUCGCUUGGGUUGAUUAUUAAUGGUGCUUAGUUUUGUGAGGGAAAUGUUAACCUAGCACUUUUGCACUGGUUACUGCUUCUUUUCAAGUUUUUUCUUUCUUUUUUUGUAAAAAAUGCUGAAUUUUAAUUUUAUUUUCGUUUCGUUUCGUUUGCUGUAAGUGUGAGGAUAAUUUAAAGUUGCGCCUUUGUUGCCUAUACUUAUGGGGGAUGAAGUUGAUUCAACCUCGCUGAAAGUUGACCCAUUUUUAAUUAAGAAACUCGUAUAUUUAUACUGUCAACCAAACCAACCUUAACCUAACUCGUAUUAUUAGAAAUUUCUUUGUUUUUUUUUUUCAAUAUUACUUUGAACAUGUUGAGGUAUUUUACCUGUGAAAUGCUCUAUCACAUAGGUUUGGUGUAACAAUUUCAAAUUCUACCCAUAAAUACACUGAUUUAAUUUGA
Messenger RNA from Planococcus citri (citrus mealybug), 5669 nucleotides. It is a transcript of the gene Cals, whose product is annotated as calsyntenin-1. The coding region runs from base 221 to 3091 and encodes 956 amino acids. The transcript is spliced from 16 exons. Gene Ontology annotation, molecular function: X11-like protein binding; calcium ion binding; kinesin binding. Gene Ontology annotation, biological process: positive regulation of synaptic transmission; homophilic cell-cell adhesion; positive regulation of synapse assembly. NCBI's taxonomy places the organism in Eukaryota, Metazoa, Arthropoda, Insecta, Hemiptera, Pseudococcidae. Gene Ontology annotation, cellular component: cell surface; postsynaptic membrane. The record is from RefSeq and is a predicted model, not a curated record.